CCCCCCCUCUCUCCCUCUCUCUCGGUUCUCAGGGUCCGUUGACGGAUUGGCCGUUGCGGCUCAUCACAGUGCUUUGGAUAUUUCUACCACCAGCGGACCCCCUCAUCUCUCUCUCUCUCUCUCUCUCUCUCUCUCUCUCUCUCUCUCUCUCUCUCUCUCUCUCUCUCUCUCUCUCUCUCUCUCGCGCGCUCCGUUUCAUUCGCGAUUCACGCAAAAAAUCCAACCCGAGAGGAACAGAACGGAGAGGAAGGCGGGAGGUCGAGAGGAAUGAGGAAUGCGGGCUUUUUGGUUCGCGGUCAACCUCCUCAGUAGCAGCAUCGCUCCGCGGCAUCGCGACAGUGAAUCCGUCUCCCCGCGGCACGGGGUGUGAUUUCAGCACCGGGAGGGGAGAGGAGAGCUCCCGAGGUUCACCGCAACACGCAGAACGACAGGGAGAGAGAAAGAGAGAGAGAGACAGACAGAGAGAGGGAGUGAGAGAGAGGGAGAGAAAGUAGAGAAAGAACGAGCGAGACGCGGAGAAAAAAGAGCACGGAUUUGUUACCGUUUUGGCAAGGUCAGUGUUUAACGCACAAACUAAAAAAAAAAAGACGAGCGACGUACCGGAGAAACGCGACGGUUUGUUUUAUAUGUAUUUUUAUUCCGGGGCUCAGUCGUUUUCCUGAACGGGAGCACCGUCUGAGCGGGGGUUCGGUGUGAGACGAGACGAGGGCUUUUUUCUUCUUUUUUCCUUUCCUCCCCCCCUUCUUUUUUUUUUUUUUAUCUGUGGUGGUCGUUUCCAACUGGGAGUCUGGUCACACGCCGCAGGUUAGAUGCAGCAGCAUGGAUAUACUCCAAGAAGACCUUUUUUCCUCCCCCUAGACCUCCCUACCACCUCCUCCUGGUCUUUCCCCUCACCCCUCUCCCCCACCCGGGCUGCUGUAUGUGGACCGAUCGGCCCUCGCACACAUGUCUUGAUAUCGGGAAUGAGUCGCAGUUCGUGUUGAUAAAAUGCUGCUUCGGAUCGCUCUGCUGAAUGCGGCUCUUUGUUGUGUUGCGGCGGCGGCGGCGUCGGCGGCGGCGGGGGGGUCCACCAACGUGACAAGGGGGGUCUGUAAGGACCAGAUAUGCUCCUGCAACGAGGUGGAGGGCGAUCUGCACAUAGACUGCGAAAAGAGGAGUUUCACCACCCUGCGCCACCUGACGGGCCCCAGCUCCCAGUUCUACCACCUGCUGCUGCACGGCAACUCCCUGUCGCGCCUCUUCCCCAACGAGUUUGCCAACUUCUACAACGCCGUGAGCCUGCAUCUGGAGAACAACGGCCUGCACGACAUCGUGCCCGGCGCCUUCCUGGGCCUGCAGCUGGUCAAACGGCUGCACAUCAACAACAACAAGAUCCGCUCCUUCCGCAAGAGCACCUUCCUGGGCCUGGACGACCUGGAGUACCUGCAGGCCGACUUCAACCUCCUGCGGGACAUCGACCCCGCCGUGUUCCGGGACCUCAACAAGCUGGAGGUGCUGAUCCUCAACGACAACCUGAUCAGCGCCCUGCCCGUCAACGUCUUCCAGCACGUGCCCAUCACGCACCUGGACCUGAGGGGCAACCGCAUCAAGACGCUGCCGUACGAGGGCGUGCUGGAGCAGAUCCCGGGCAUCGCCGAGGUGCUGCUGGAGGACAACCCCUGGGACUGCGACUGCGAGCUGGCGUCGCUCAAGGAGUGGCUGGAGAACAUUCCGCGCAACGCCCUGAUCGGCCGGGUGCUGUGCGAGGCUCCGACCCGCCUGCAGGGCGGCGACCUCAACGAGACGUCCGAGGCCGACCUGUGUCCGUCGCAGAGCGGCGGCGUGGACUCCAGCCUGGUGGCGCCGCCCACCCAGGACGAGACCGCCCCGCCGGCGCCGGUUCCUCCGGGGGCCGCCCCAGGGCCGCCGGGGGGCAAGGGGGGGAAGGGGGGCCCGCGGCCGACGCAGGCCAAGCCAGGCGGCGGCGGCGAGGUGAGCGGGCCCCCCACGACGGGCCACGGGCCCAAGUCGCGCUCCAAGUCGCGCGAGAACUGGCAGUUGAAAACCAAGCCCACGUCCGGGACGGGCGGGGCCGGCGAACGAGACCAGCAGCUGCUGCCCAACUCCACACUCUGUCCGCAGCCCUGCAACUGCAAGCUGAUUGGCUCCCGCAAGGGGCUGGGCGUGAACUGCGAGGGCAAGAAGAUCGAGAGCCUGUCGCACCUCAAGCCCAAGCCGCUGAGCGCGCACGAGCUGAACAUGCGGGACAACAACAUCCACGCCGUGAAGAAGAACCAACUACUGGGCUACGUCAGCCUCAACCUGCUGGACCUGGGCGGGAACAACAUCAAGUCCAUCGACAACGGCACCUUCCAGAACCUCACCGAGCUGCGCUGGCUGUACAUGGAUAAGAACUACCUGGACACCCUCGUGGCCGAGAUGUUCGCGGGCCUGCAGAACCUGGAAUACCUGAGCAUGGAGUACAACGACAUCCAGCUGAUCGUGGCGGGGGCCUUCAGUCCCAUGCCCAGCCUCCGGGUGCUGUUCCUCAACAACAACCUGCUGAAGGCCCUGCCCGUGGACGCCUUCCUGGGGAUCUCUUUGUCCAAGAUCAGCCUGCAUAACAACUACUUCACGCACCUGCCGGUGGCGGGCGUGCUGGACCAGCUCAACUCCAUCAUCCAGAUCGACCUGCACGGGAACCCCUGGGACUGCUCGUGCAACAUCGUGCCCUUCAAGCAGUGGAGCGAGAAGCUGGGCGCCGACGUCAUCGUCAGCGACCUCAAGUGCGAGUCGCCCGAGGAGUUCUGGAAGCGCGACUUCCGCCACGUGAGGAACGACCUGAUGUGCCCCAAGCUGUACGACGCCAAGGCGGCGGCGGCGGCGGGGGCGACGCCGCCGCCGUCCCGGAACAGCACCUUCACGGUGGACUCGGGCACCCGCUCCACCUCGUACCUGGAGCCCAGCCGGGUGUCCAUCUCGGUGCUGGUGCCGGGCCUGCUGCUGGUGUUUGUGACGUCGGCGUUCACCGUGGUGGGCAUGCUGGUGUUCAUCCUGAGGAACCGCAAGCGGUCGAAGCGGAGGGACGGGAACUCGUCGGCGUCGGAGAUCAACUCGCUGCAGACGGUGUGCGACUCGUCGUACUGGCACAGCGGCGCGUACCACGCCGACGCCGGCGCGCACCGCGGCUUCGACUGCAGCGUGCACCUGUCGGCGGGGAGCGACGCGUGAAACACACUGAUCCACACGUACGCAGAUACGCACACACGUAGACACACGGAUACGCACGCACACGUGCACGCGUACAGAUGAACGAGCGUACAAACACACAGAUACACACAGACAUACAUAUCGAUACACACACGUCCAUACAUAGACACAGAUCAUACAUGCACGCACACAUACACGAAUACACCCAUGCACGGACACACACAGAGAUAUACACGCACACACACACGUGCACACAGAUAUACAUGUAUACGAGUUACACAAAGAGGCACACACACACUCACGCCAACAGAUACAGAUAAAUUCACAGAUACACACACACACACACACUCUCACAGACACACACACACACACAUGCCAACGACUGCUUUAGUAGUGAGCUUAUAUAUCAACAGUGGAUUACAGAUCUGUAUAGAGACUAUCUCUGGAGCUCGACACAGACUGUGGGAUUUUUUCACUUUGUCACUUACCAGGAGCUACGUCUUUUCAUUCGCUUUUCUUUACACGGAGACCAGUGAGCGAGUCCAGUAGGCCCUACACACUGCUGUAAAAUAUGUAUAUGCUACGCUGCCUCGCCUAUGAUUGGCGCAACAGGGACUUCAGACCUCUGACCCGUCUGAACUUUUGGGGGUUUG
Gadus morhua (Atlantic cod) is the source of this 3842-nucleotide messenger RNA. RefSeq names its product SLIT and NTRK like family member 1 (gene slitrk1). Bases 988 to 3210 code for a protein of 740 amino acids. The transcript has a single exon. NCBI's taxonomy places the organism in Eukaryota, Metazoa, Chordata, Actinopteri, Gadiformes, Gadidae. Gene Ontology annotation, biological process: axonogenesis; positive regulation of synapse assembly. Gene Ontology annotation, molecular function: protein binding. The record is from RefSeq and is a predicted model, not a curated record. Gene Ontology annotation, cellular component: glutamatergic synapse; postsynaptic density membrane; GABA-ergic synapse.